Molecule: messenger RNA, 2622 nt
Organism: Acanthamoeba castellanii str. Neff
Lineage: Eukaryota; Discosea; Longamoebia; Acanthamoebidae
Product: zinc finger, c2h2 type domain containing protein
Exons: 11
Coding region: 1-2622 (873 amino acids)
Biological process (GO): termination of RNA polymerase II transcription
Cellular component (GO): cytoplasm; mRNA cleavage factor complex
Molecular function (GO): mRNA binding; RNA polymerase II complex binding
Source: RefSeq, a predicted model, not a curated record
AUGCAUCGUGGUGCGUCUGCCGUGAGCGAGCUGGCGUCGGAAUACGAGAGCGCACUGCAAGAGUUGACCUUCAAUUCGAAGCCGCUCAUCAAUAAUCUGACCAUCAUCGCGGGCGAAAACAUGCACGCGGCCGAGCACAUUGUGGAACUUGUCGAGAAGCGAUUGUUUAAUAAGCUGCCGUCCAUCUAUCUCUUGGACUCAAUCGUGAAGAACAUCGGUGGCGUCUACCACGACUUAUUUCAGCGCAACAUCGUCUCCAUCUUCCGCACCACCUACGACGCCGUCGACGAGCCCACGCGGGCCUCCAUGCGCCGACUGCUCGCCACCUGGGUCGCCCUGUGGCCCCGCAAGGUCCAGCUCAUCCAUGAGCGAAUACCAUCGGCCGCUCUCCCCAGCGCCGCUCCCGCAUCGGCGGCCGGCGCCGCGCCAUCCGCCGGCGCUGCCUCUGGUCCCGGCCGAGGCAUUCACAUCAAUCCCGCCUACCUGGCCAAGCUGCAGGGCGGAGCUGACCGACGCCCCGGCGGUGGCCCGUCGUCAUCACGCCGCAGCCCGCCGCCUCCGCGCCACUCCAUCUCUCCCCCGCCUUCCUCCUCUGCCUCCUCAUCACACCGUCGCGACCACGGCGCGCGCUCUCCCCCGCGCAAGCGACCCCGAUCACCACCUCGCUACGGAACCUCGGGCGGCGGCGGCGGCAGCAGCUACAAGUCCGCACGCCGCAGUCCGCCGGACCGCAUCAACGAGAUCCUCGGGCACACCGCCGGCGGCCGCGACUACGACCGACCGCAUCGCGGCGAACCCGAAGGGCGAGGUGCCUAUCGACCACGACCAUCGGACGCCGGUGGCCGGUUCGGCGGCGGAGGCAGGCCCGACGACCCGCGACGGCCCGGCGCGCACCCGCACCCUGCCCCGCCACACCACCACGCCAUGCCGCCGGUGGCCCCGAGGAGCGACUACAACCCGUUGCCCGGUAUGACGGGCGGUGGUGGUGGCUAUGGGGCGAUGCCGCCGCAGGUGGCGGCUCCCGUGGCGAUGCCGCAGCCCACAGCACCGCCGCCGGGCGGAGGUCAUCAGGUCAUUUUGGCCGAAGCCCAGGUCCUCAUGCAGCAGCUCGAGCAGCGACUGCAGACCCAGCUGGGACAGCCCAACGUGGACCACAGCGAGGUCAUGCGGCAGCUGGGCCAGCUGCGCGCUCUCCAGCAACAGGCCACCCAGAUUUUGACGCAGCCCGGCCAACCAUUUCCCAUGGCCGCCCCGGCGCAGGCUGGCCUCGCCGCGCCUAACCUGGUGCAGAACCUGCAGGGCCUCGGACAAGGCCAGCAGGCCCGCGAGACCAUUCUCUCGCUCCUGCAGGGCACGCUCGCCUCCGUCAUUCCACCCGCCACCACCCUCUCGCCGCCGUCUUCGCAGCCCAUGGGCCUUCCCGGCGCAGGAGCCUUCGCCGCCGCCGCCGCUCCUGCCCCAUAUGCGCCGCUACAGGCUCCAGCUACGGCCCCGGCUGGGAUUCCAGGCCUGGCCCCGCCUGCGCCGGCUAUGGCGAUGCCGACCGAGGAUCUCCUCAAGAACCUCAUGAACAUGGGCAUGAUAGGCGGUCCCGCCGCGGGGAUGCCGGCCGCCGCCGCUCCCGGGAUGGCCCAGCAGCCCGCCAUGCCCGGCAUGAUGCCCAGCCAGCCCGGCAUGCCUCCCAUGGGAGGAAUGCCCGCGGGCUAUCCGCCACAGGGCGGGAUGCCCGGUAUGCCCAUGAGUGCCGCCGCUGGCAUGGCGGGGAGAGGACCCUACCACGGCAUGCCCGGCGCCGGCGGUUUCGACGCCGCGCCUCCGGCCACUCAUCGCCGACUCGACUUGGCUACGGAGAACGUGCAGGUGAACAAGCUCUACGCUGACUUCGAGCUGCAGUGCGGUACCUGCGGGCUGCGUUUCAACGACAAGGACAAGAUGGCCAAGCAUCUCGAUUGGCACUUUGCCAUGAACAAGAAGGAGAAGCAGAAGACCAAGAAGGCCGUGUCUCGCCUCUGGUUCACCACCGCCGACGAAUGGGCCACGGGAAUCGAUGUCGCGGAGAAGCCCGCCAUGCCCUUCUUCAACGAGGCUGCGACGCAGGAGGCCGCGGAAACGCCCGUGAUGAAUGUCAUCGCCGACGAGUCGCAGACGCACUGCGGGAUCUGCGGCGAGAAGUUCGAUCAGUUCUGGGAGAACGACCUGGAGGAGUGGAUGUACAGGGGCGCCGUCAAGGUCGAGGGCACGGGCCAGCUCUUCCACCAGAAGUGCUACGAGCAGGCCGCGGCCAUGACCCAGCAGGCCCAGCAGGCCCAGCAGCAGCAGCAAGAGCAAGAAGCUGCCGCCACCACCUCGGCAUCAACGAACGCCGACUCAUCGACGACGACGACGAACGGCGCCUCGUCUUCUCAGCAGUUCUGGGUCAAGAAGGAGCCGGAAGGAGAGGAGGCGCGAUGGCUCGAGGUCUCGGCGGACACCACCCACCACCUGCCCGCCCGUGUAGCGUCGCUACUGCGGCCGCGUCGCUGUCGGUUUGUCUCGCGAGAGGCCUCUCAGGGCCUGCGUGCGCUGAGGCAGGAAGAGAAGAAGGAGCCGCGGCAGCAAAUGAAGUCUUUGCGUUGCGUGUAG